AUGGUUUCGGCCAACUGUUCAAGGGUGGAAGAGUUUAUCCUUCUUGGAUUCCCACACAUGGGGGGAAUGAAUAUCGUUUUGUUUGUGGUCAUCCUUGUGUUCUACACUUUGGCAAUGGCAGGAAAUGGUCUCAUCAUUGUGAUUGUGAGAGUUGACCGUCAGCUGCAAAAGCCAAUGUACUUCUUCCUUAGCAACCUCUCUUGCUUAGGGUUGGGGCACACCACUGCUACUGUCCCCAAGAUGUUAGUCAACCUUCUUUCAGAAAAGUCCACCAUCUGCUUCUACUGCUGCAUGGUGCAGAUGUUCCAUUUCUUCUUUUUCGGCGUGACCGAAUUUUUCAUCCUGACUGUCAUAUCCUUCGAUAGAUACUUAGCCAUCUGCCAGCCCCUGCGGUAUAGCACCAUAAUGACUUCCAGUCUCUGCCUUCAGCUUGCAGUAGCCUCCUGGGCUGGGGGAUUUUUCUCUAUCAUUUCCCAAGUGAUAAUGGUGGCAACACUUCCCUUUUGCGACUCUGACACCAUCAACCAUUUCUACUGCGACGUAGGACCGCUGUUGAAAAUCGCGGGGAGAGAAACGCGGUUGAUUGAGGCCUUGAAUUUCCUGGUGGCUGUGGCUGUGAUACUGACCUCUCUACUCCUGACAGUGAUCUCUUAUAUCUUUAUCAUCUCCACCAUUCUCCGCAUCCCUUCCACCAGCGGUCAGAAGAAGGCCUUCUCCACCUGUACCUCUCACCUGACUGUGGUCAGCAUAUACUAUGGAGCUGUCCUUUUCAUUUAUUUGAGACCUAGCGUUGCACGCUCUUCUUUCAGCCUCAACAAAGCCGUCUCUUUGCUAAACACUGUUGUGAUCCCAACGCUAAACCCUUUCAUAUACACCAUCAGGAACACGGAAGUUAAAGAGGCAUUACGGAGAGCCUUCGGAAGAAAAGCGCUGACUUAA
Messenger RNA from Heteronotia binoei (common prickly gecko), 939 nucleotides. RefSeq names its product olfactory receptor 6X1-like. Gene Ontology annotation, molecular function: olfactory receptor activity; G protein-coupled receptor activity. Gene Ontology annotation, cellular component: membrane. The record is from RefSeq and is a predicted model, not a curated record. Lineage: Eukaryota; Metazoa; Chordata; Lepidosauria; Squamata; Gekkonidae. Bases 1 to 939 code for a protein of 312 amino acids. The transcript has a single exon. Gene Ontology annotation, biological process: G protein-coupled receptor signaling pathway.